CUUUCGGAUGAUCAAUAGCAUAAUUUUCUUCCUGCAUUUGAAUACUGUCAACAUAGAUCUUCUCGCCACAAUCAUUAACAGUGCGAUUAAAUAUUAUGCCAACGGUUUAGUCGAAUCGCCAUCAGGAUUACUUAGCUGAUUUUAUACUCUUCAUCGCUUUGGUGCAAAAUGGAUGCUGCUUGGAGCAAUUUUCUCUUCCAGACUACUCCCACCCAAAACCAAGUGGAGGGGACCCUCCAAUCCGAACUCUUACCAGUCCAUAUGGCCUCUCCUCAGACCCCUCCCACAGAGCACAUAAUCCAUCCUCCUUCCACGGUGGACACUGCUGCCCUCAAUGAAGAACCCUUACCUGUGAAGACGGUGUCCCGGCCUGCCCGUGUGCCCCACAUCUGUGCCAUAUGCAGCAAGCAGUUCAAGAACAACUACAACCUGCGGCGGCACCAGUCGGUCCACACCGGGGUACGCAUGAAGCGAGCAGGGGAGCAGGAGGAGGGGGCAAAGGAGGGUGGCAAUGGUGCCGGCCCAGCGCAGGUGGUGUCGGGAGGUAGGACGGAGAGGUACACGGUCCCCCUCACCCUGCUCCACCUCUCCGUUCCUCCCCCUCUCCCCCCUCCCAGACUGCUGGCGUCCCAGCAGCCAACUGUGGGUAGUCAGGAUGGCGAAGAGGUUGCCAUGGCAAGCGUAGUGGCUAGCGUUAACCCCCAUGCUCCUCCUGCAGCUGUUGACAUGGGGGCGGGGGCGACAGUACAGAGGCCAUCGAACCCAAACCCUGUGCGGAAGAAUCACGCUUGUGAAACGUGCGGGAAGGCCUUCCGAGAUGUGUAUCACCUUAACCGACACCGUCUCUCCCACUCGGAUGAGAAACCCUUCUCCUGCCCCAUCUGCCAGCAGAGGUUCAAGAGGAAGGACCGCAUGAGCCACCACGUGCGCUCUCACCAAGGUGGUGUGGAGAAACCCUACGUGUGCCCCCACUGUGCCAAGGCUUUCUCCAGGCCCGACCAUCUCAACAGUCACGUCAGACAAGUCCACUCUUCUGAACGACCCUUCAAGUGUCCGGUACUUGAUACGUGUGAAUCCAGCUUCGCCACGAGGGACCGGCUACGUGCCCAUAUGAUCCGCCACGAGGAGAAGGUCCCGUGCCACAUCUGCGGCAAGCUCCUGUCUGCUGCCUACAUCACCGAUCACAUGAGGGUGCACAACCAAUCGCAGCACCACGCCUGCCAUCUCUGUAACCGCAGCUUCACCACUCUGACCUACCUGCGCGUCCACGCCCAGAAGCACCAUGGCCAGGAGUGGAAGGAGAGCGCUGGCGUCUUCGGCGGCACGAGCUCCGGCGGUGUCCUUGUGUGCCAGCUGUGCGGGGUGCACUGCAAGACCCCCACCCAGCUGCAGGGCCACAUGGGCACCCACAGCACAGGGGGCCAAGGGGGAUCUCCCGGCCCUGUCACCUCUAGUGGGGCAUCCAGCUCCUCCGUGUCCCUUGGCAACAUGGUGUCCGCCCCAAACUUCUACGUCAGCGGCAACACGGUGGUGGACCUGCUAGUGUCGGAUUGCUCCAGCAUCCAGCCUCAGUCCCACAGUUAGCAGAGUGGAGCCUCAUUUGAACCACAGCCCCUUGAGUCCCUAAGUCCUAUAGUGAGAGGUUAGGAGGACAAAGGGGGCUUGCUUAGGGGAGAGCCACAGUAAAGAAUGUAGCUACUCGAAAUCCCAUAGCUAGUGGAAAAGGUCGAAAGGGACAGAGCGGGCUGGCUAAGGGGAGAGAAAGAGGCAGAGAGAAAGUAUGCGAGAACAGUGAGGAGAAUGUGGCGAGAGGGGGGGGGGGGGACAUAUGUCCUGUACGCUGCUGAUUCGAUGACGCUAGAUAACGACAAAUACGAAAGUGAGUGUCCCCAACGUGGCUGAACCUUCUUGCACUUUCAGGACUCCUGUGACACUGUGGUCUUGUGUGCAUCUACUCUAUCCCUCUCCCUCCCUCCUUCCACCCUUUGCCUCCCACGGGCCCAGCAACUACUCCCCUCUGCUAGUAAUGUACCGUCUUUUGUAACUGUAUGUCAGAAACACUUUCCUUUUGCCUCCAUUUUGUCGCUCUCUUUUCCCGAGCCUUCAAAAGAAAGGCUUGUAGUAAGAAGUUGGGGGAUGAUAUAAGAGUAACAGGGAAAUUAUAUUAUAAAAGGGUGCGUGUAAGAGGAUAUUCUGAAAGAGAAUGAAAGGUUGAGGGGGAGAAUAGCACAUAAGUCAGGGGCUGCUACCUUCCAGAAAUGGAGUGGAGUAGACACUGUGUAUAAAUUGUGUUAUCAUAGAGUAUAUGGAUGUAGUCUGUUUUAAAUAGGGCCAACACUGUAUCUGGAGGUUAGCCCAUACUGUAAUGGUGAUUAUGAACAGUGUACUUUAUCUAUUUGUUUCAAGUACAGUAGAGAGAAAAAAAAACAUUGGCAAAGUUGAGUUAAGGAGUAUCAAGCACCUUACAAAUGUUGACGUUUUAAUUUCGCCGAAGGUUCAGACAGGUAUUUGCUCUGCGUCCUCCUCUCUGGGACGGCCACAUUUUUAAUACACAAUGGAGAUGCUCAUGACUGCUACUGUACAGCCAGGCUCAUGACACAGUUCACUUGCACCUAAAACACAAUUUGCAUGAAAGUGAAACUAAGACAACUUUACUUUUCCUAAAAGCAAAAAGUGAUCAUGCUACAAGAACGUUAGCAGCGGUCCCCCUUACACUACAGAUCGAGUGGCCAUUGAUUCAGUCAAAUGAAUUGUACCCAUGUCUGCCAUUUUCUUUGUUUGUAACUGUCAUUGCCAUAGUCUCCUUUGUUUUGUUCCUUGUACGAGUUUACCGUAUUAAAACUCAUUCAUUUGAAUUCUAGACACCACCAUGUAUAGUUGUUAAGACUUUUCCAGUGGUUAAGGUGUGAUGUCAUGGAAGGGCUUUAAAGGUCAAAGGUCAGGUUGAGAUAAGUAUAUCCAGGUACUACUAGUGUUCUAUGCCCCACCCCUAGUAUGCUUUCAACAAGUCCUGGUUUUGUACUGAAGUGCUUCAUUUCAUCUGUUUAGUGUUGGCAUGUUAGCUUGAGAGAAAAGAAAAAAAAGUAGAAUGUUUAAUUUUGAGACUUGUUCUUCCUGUUGAGAAAAGUAGUGAUUUAAUCAAAGUUAUUUUAGGGUUCCCGCAUUAAGCAAAACAAAUUAUAUUUUUUAACUAUAUUCUAUGAAACUGUACAGCUCUUGCGAUACAUCUUAAUGCCUUAUUGUACUCAACUGCGUUUUAAUUAUUUUAUUCUGAACUAUUUAAAAUCUUAGUCAUGGAUUUAUUAAGGACAUUAAUGGGAUGUAUUUAUAUUUUUAUAUUUCAACAAUAUGCAUGUCUAUGAACAGUUGUUGGAGCCAAACAAUUUUUGACGCUCACCACGAUCAUGAAUAUUAAGUUAUUAUUUUGUAGAUGAAGUAGAGAUAAUGUUAUUUUGUAAUUUUUACUAUUAAAAGUGAAACGACUAAACAGA
This is a messenger RNA of Salvelinus sp. IW2-2015, 3491 nucleotides long. RefSeq names its product myc-associated zinc finger protein. Gene Ontology annotation, molecular function: RNA polymerase II cis-regulatory region sequence-specific DNA binding; DNA-binding transcription factor activity, RNA polymerase II-specific. Gene Ontology annotation, biological process: regulation of transcription by RNA polymerase II. The record is from RefSeq and is a predicted model, not a curated record. Lineage: Eukaryota; Metazoa; Chordata; Actinopteri; Salmoniformes; Salmonidae.